CCCUGAUCACCGCCUUAAGUUUACAUAGUCCUCAACUGAGUUACGUGACUUGUCGGUGCGCUGCUGCCGGCGGACGGCAGCGCGCCACAGUGGCUGUGGCGCGAACCGCACCGGCUUGGGGUGAACGUAUACCGCGACCUUGAAGAGCAUAAGUUAGCAUAUCCAAUAUGUAUAGCCACCUUUUGCACGCUGUGGGCCAGCAAAGUGGUGUCGCUCCACUUGCCUUUCCCGCAUUUUACACUGGCGCUGCUGGCGAGGGGCCUUCUGCGGCAUCAAUUGUACAACAACUGCAGGCACAGCAGUCUGGGCUCCUAUUGGGCCACACAGCUGGGAUUUACCCACAUCAUGCGGCAUGGACCUCGGCCGCUUUCAUGCGGCAAGCCGCACCACCAACAGCAUCGGAGCUGUUAGCAGCAGCAGGUGCAGCCCACAUGCUUAUGCCAGGCGGACUCGUCCCUGCGUCGCUGCCGCAGCCGUCGACCAGUACGUCGGAACGCAGGCCGCAGCAGCAGGAGCACAAGCAACAACACCAGCCUCCGCAGCAACAGUCAACACAUAGACAACAAAAUAUGCCAGCACAUCCCGCUCCUCAACUGCCGAAAGCCGUUCCACCACCCGCUUCCGAGCCUUCGACCCCGGCUCCGUCCCUGAAGGCCGCUAUUGACUGGCGAGGGGCAUUCGCGGCAAGCCCGCAGCCCCGAUCGGUGCUGCCGCCCGACCACCCAGGAAAGGGGCUGCAGGGGCUAUCAGAGCUCCAGUUGGGGGCGUUCGAGGUAUUGCUUGCGGAGACCCCGCAGGCGGCAAACCUAGCGAUAGAAGCGCUCCGCUCGCGUAUGUGGGACGGCAUCGUGGCCAUGGGCAUCGAGUGGGCGCCUGAGAGCAGCGGCCGAGGAGGCGGUGGCAGCGGUGGCGGUGGGGAGCCCAGCCCGGCCGCACUGUUGCAGCUCUCCACGGCGGGGCUGGUGGUGGUGCUGCGAACGGGCAGCUGCGGCCUGCCGGAUGCGUUCCGCCGGGCGCUGGUGGAGGACAGCGAUGUGGAGCUGGUGGUGGCGAGCUGGAGCAGCAGCGAUGAGCGCAAGUUCGAGGAGUGCUUUGGGAUUGAGACGUUUUGGUGCAAGAUUACGGAGCUCCAAAAGGUGGCCAAGGCGUGCGGCCACUCCAAGACGGGCGUCAAGGCGCUGGUGCAGGCGGUGCUGGAGCCCGCGGUCAACAUACCCAAGAACAAGAAGUUCUUGCCUGCUGACUGGGCGGCGCCCGUGCUGCGCCCCGAGCAGCUCAAGUACGCGGUGCUGGAUGCGGCGUGCACGGAGCAUGUGUUCCGCUGCUUGGAGGGCAGGUUUUGAGCGGACGGUGCGCACCAACUACAAGCAAUGGUGUCACGUUCGUGGCACGUGGGUGAGGUAGCGGAGUAGACAGCCCACACGCUGUGCGAGCACAACUGGAGUCACAGCGUUCCCUGGCUGUGUCUGUGUUCAUUCCGAGUACGAUAGGCCCAGUAAGUAGGCAGCUAUUGUCGAGGUUAGCGCUACGCAGGCAUUAUAGGAGGUGUGUCGUACUCUUAGUGCGAUGCAUUGCUACCGGUAGCAGUCAUGUGUGUAUGGAUUUGGCGUUAUUUUUGGCGUCAACAUGCGUAAUUGUGGUUUUGCGGGCCACUAAUACGGCGUGUUGUCGUUGUACGUGUCUCGUGCUAUAUGCCUAGUUCCGCCACUUUUCUCGGUUUCCAGAGACCCGUGGGUCGAUUUAGCUACAGUGCUAAGUGUGUUGGAGGUCAAGCUAGGACAUGCCUGAGCCUUGGUUGGCGCACAUCGUUUGGAGGUGCCACUUGUGUGACACUCGCGCUUAUCAUGGAAUAACAGGAUAGGACUCUGGCCCGUCUGUUGGUAUGUAGGACCGGAGCAAUGUUUAAGAGGGGUCACAUAUUCUCAGCCCUUUGGUUGGUUAGCUAUUGUGCAGUACAGCACCUUCAGUCGCGGGCCGUUAACCGUUACGGACCGUUUGCUCGUACGGUGCAGCAGGAAAUGCGGCCAGAGAAGUGUACCGGUAGUUGGAAAGUGCGGCGGUGCGUUGUGAGCUCUUUGCAGCAUUGUCAGGGAGUUAUAUGUCGACGCGUUGGCAUCUUGCGAAGGAUCAGGUUCAGGUUACACGGUCGAACCUCUGUGUAUUCACACCACAUGGAUGCGACGAUUGUGGUUUGCUGGGUUGUUUCGGUAGAUACGCAAGGAUGAUGCGACAACGUGAUGCGCGGCAAACAAUUCCCCCGUAUACUUGCAUGGCUUUUUGAGUUGGAGGGUGAGCUACGUCCCUAUGUGCAUUCGCAGGCUGUUUCCCUGUUCUGUUGGUCACUUAAUACAUGAACAGCUUACUGCCGGUGGUGCUGUUUUCGAAGACGUGUGCCAUGCAGUCCAAUCUUCCUCCCCGUAUGUAUACGACUGCACAACUGGUUCCCGAGCGGGUAUGAAGGUUGGACAACGUUGGGCGACAGUUCGAUUACUUUAGAGGACACCGCGCAUGUUCGUUGUCCCCUUAGUACGGUAUAGCACCUGUAGCCUAGGCAAUGAGUAAGGCCCCUGUGGAACUUGGAUUAAAUUUAAGCUAAGGCCAGCCGCGCUUACAUGCAUGUUACGGCCGGCGGUGUGCGUGAAGAGAACGUGUAGCCUCCCUCGCCCUUGAGCGCUGCCCGGACCCGUUCUCAAUGGCGAAGCGUAGCACUGAGGCAAUCCGGGAUGUGUUCUUUUGUUAUUGGCAAUUUAUUGUGGUUUGGAGCACGAUGCUCAGUAUGCUGUAUGCGUUUUGCCAGGCCUCACCCUCUCCUUCUGAUAGCCGUAGUGGUGGUAACAUGAUCGGCCCUAGUCACGGAUGUUAGCGAAUGCAAGGGGUGCGACUGGGUUGUAACCGCUAUCGCCAG
Astrephomene gubernaculifera is the source of this 2905-nucleotide messenger RNA. The record is from the annotation of a GenBank genome assembly. Lineage: Eukaryota; Viridiplantae; Chlorophyta; Chlorophyceae; Chlamydomonadales; Astrephomenaceae.